This is a messenger RNA of Parnassius mnemosyne (clouded apollo), 351 nucleotides long. Lineage: Eukaryota; Metazoa; Arthropoda; Insecta; Lepidoptera; Papilionidae. The record is from the annotation of a GenBank genome assembly.
AUGGUUUAUUUGUAUCAAAUUUGUUCUGAUACUCAGUCAGUGACAGCCUCCCACAUUUGUAACAAAAUGAAGUUUCUGGCUAUUUUCGCAGUGCUCGCUGUCGCCAGCGCCGCUGUGGUAGGACGCGACAAGAGGAGCUUCGGCCUUGUAUCUCCCGCUGUCUACACAACAAAUGAACAAUAUGUGGUCUCUUCGCCCGUGUACCGUGCAGUAUCAUCUCCUGUAGUAUACAACGCAUACCGCACACAGCCUGUGAAUUACGUCUCGUACCCAACAACAUACACCGCAGCCGUCCCUCAAGUAUACUCCAGCCCGGUGGUACAUACCGUAAGCAACGACCCAUGGUGCUAA